This is a messenger RNA of Ananas comosus (pineapple), 752 nucleotides long. Its product is annotated as dihydroneopterin aldolase 2-like. The record is from RefSeq and is a predicted model, not a curated record. Gene Ontology annotation, cellular component: cytoplasm. Gene Ontology annotation, molecular function: dihydroneopterin aldolase activity. Gene Ontology annotation, biological process: folic acid-containing compound metabolic process. The transcript has 3 exons. NCBI's taxonomy places the organism in Eukaryota, Viridiplantae, Streptophyta, Magnoliopsida, Poales, Bromeliaceae. The coding region runs from base 185 to 592 and encodes 135 amino acids.
GAGGGACACAUCAUACAUUUUUACCUUUGAAGCACCACCGCCCUACCCUGCCCACGCAAAAUCCCACACAUGGAAGGGAAUCGAAAGAGGCGAAAUUAAAAAACAAGAGGAAGAGGAGCUUUAUUUUCCAACCAAAUUAAUCAAAGCACUCGCAAAUUUGGAUUUUGGCGUGGGAGGCAUACUUAUGGCCGAUCACAAAUUUGUUGAUGAAGACAAGCUGAUAUUAAGAGGAUUGCAGUUCCACGGAUUUCAUGGAGUGAAGCCAGAGGAAAAAAAGUUUGGUCAGAAGUUUGUCGUGGAUGUCGAUGCCUGGUUAGACUUAAGCACUGCUGGUAAAACUGAUGAUCUAUCUGAUACUGUUAGCUACACUGACAUUUACAGGAUAGUUAGAGAAGUAGUGGAGGGUCCAUCGCAGAAUCUUCUGGAAUCUGUGGCUCAUCUUAUUGCGAAUACCACUCUUCUCAAAUUCCCUCAGAUCUCUGCUGUUCGUGUGAAGGUUGGAAAACCGCAUGUUGCUGUCCAGGGUGUUAUCGAUUACUUAGGUGUUGAGAUACUUCGAUACAAAAAACACGAGAAAACCGAGUCAGCGUGAGAUUUUAUAUCGAGCAUGGUAUUGUACUAAAGUAAACCGAAGUUAAUUUUAUGCAUCUUGUUUUGCAAUGUUUGUUGUUGUUGAGAGGAAUUCGCUAUUUCCGUUGUUAAUUUCUGCUGCAGAAUCUGCUAAUAUCUAAUUGCUAUGUUUUUGCUGCUCC